Naegleria lovaniensis is the source of this 795-nucleotide messenger RNA. RefSeq lists its product as uncharacterized. Lineage: Eukaryota; Heterolobosea; Eutetramitea; Acrasida; Naegleriidae. The transcript has a single exon. Bases 1 to 795 code for a protein of 264 amino acids. The record is from RefSeq and is a predicted model, not a curated record.
AUGAUUAAAAAGCAAGCUCAACAUUGGAUUCAUUCCAAUCAUCAACACUUUACGCCUUCAACUCUCCAUGUGUUGCACAGCAUUUGUCACAACAUCAUCACUCAUCCACAUGAAUCCAAGUUUCGAAGCAUAAAAAUGGAAAAUCCUAAAUUUAAAGAAAACGUUCUGAAUGUUGAAGGAGCCAUGGACUUGUUGUAUCUGGUUGGAUUCGAACAAGAUCCUAUUGAACAUACUAUUUUUUAUAGAUGUAAUGGCAAAGAGGAUGAAGAUUUAAUGGUCAAAGAUCUCACAGAAUUGUGUCAAGCCUUAGAGGAAGCAAAUCCAAGCGAUCAACCCUUUUCAUUGUCACCAAGGCAAUUAGUUUCACCCAUUUCUCAUCAUCAUGAAACCACUCCAUCCACGUCAAUGAGUCAUUCUCCUUUCCAAUCGGUAGAAUCCACUCGAGCAUCUCAACCACAUACUACAUUUUCAAGUCAUCCUCCUCUUCCAUCCUCUCACAUCUCUCAACCAUUGACAUCCACUGCACAUGACGAAGAAUAUGAAAAGAAACAACGAGAGUUGGAAGAAAGAAGAAAACAAUUGGCAGAAGAAAAGAGAAUUAAAAGGGAAGAAGCUCAGAGAAUUAAGAAUCAGGCUAAAUUGGACAGAAAAGAAAAACAUGAUGAGGACGAAUACGAGCAUGAACUGGGAGUGACAGCUCAUUCACACUUGCACAACCCUCAACAAGGAAAUCCUUCAGGACAUAAUCCAUUCUAUUCUGGUAUGACCACAUUUAAAGAUAUUGGAAAUCAAUAA